Messenger RNA from Mollisia scopiformis, 480 nucleotides. RefSeq lists its product as uncharacterized. NCBI's taxonomy places the organism in Eukaryota, Fungi, Ascomycota, Leotiomycetes, Helotiales, Mollisiaceae. The record is from RefSeq and is a predicted model, not a curated record. The annotation marks the transcript as partial. The transcript has a single exon.
CUUCGAGACCUGGUAAAGGCGGAUCAAUCGAAGCAGACUCGACCACGGACGGCAACAUCAUAUUCAGACGCCGAUACCCUCGUUGGAUCCGAAUCACCUCCAUCACUACCAUCACCGACAGAAGAGAAAGGAAGGAUACGAAUGUUACCAGCCACUCCACCUCACGUGACACAGCAAUACGAGCAAGUUGUUGCUGAGCUCGACCACAACAUCGGACUCAAAAUCUGCGCAGAUCUUCUGACGAACGAGCUUGCUUCAGCUCUCUACCGUCACCAUCCAGCCGAGCUUGAUGAACGAGCAUCUGGACUUCAGAUCCUUCUCAUGAUCGAAGCCUACGAAUCUAUUCAACAGCACGUGAGACAGAUGCUGUACGAUGCUCACGCCACUGGAGGAGACGACAAGCAUGUCAAGAUGGUUGAUGAGAUUCUAGAACAUUGGCUGCAUGUUCUUUUCUCGGUCUAUGAUCGGGCGCAGGAGAAA